Messenger RNA from Vespula pensylvanica (western yellowjacket), 1347 nucleotides. Its product is annotated as protein CNPPD1. The transcript is spliced from 6 exons. The record is from RefSeq and is a predicted model, not a curated record. Gene Ontology annotation, molecular function: cyclin-dependent protein serine/threonine kinase regulator activity; protein kinase binding. The coding region runs from base 268 to 1341 and encodes 357 amino acids. Lineage: Eukaryota; Metazoa; Arthropoda; Insecta; Hymenoptera; Vespidae. Gene Ontology annotation, biological process: regulation of cyclin-dependent protein serine/threonine kinase activity. Gene Ontology annotation, cellular component: cyclin-dependent protein kinase holoenzyme complex; nucleus.
AUAUUGUAACGAUCAUAUGGAUAGAUAAGCUUUUUAUACGUAUGAUCUCAAAUAUUUUACUCAUCUUCGAACAUGAAUGUGUGUAUGUUUUGAAUUUUCUAAUAAAUUUCUUAUAGUAUAUAUAGUAAUAAAAUAUACAUAUAUAUAUCUAUAUAAACACAUACAUAAUGGCUUAACAGGUUAGAAUAGGUCAUUCACAUACUUUGAAAGAUUUUUAAUUAGCUAUUAUAAAAUAACAAUAUUUGAAAGUAACAAUCAUAAUUCAAUAUGACGAAAAAUUAUUCGAAAGAAACAUCAAUUCCAUCGAAAUUAAAGGGUCCAAACGAUCACAAUGAAUUUUUGAAUCGAAUUACAAAGUCAUUGUAUUAUUUCGAAUUUCCGAUGACCGAUUGUCUCAGUUUGCCAGUUACUGAAAUGGCGGCGGAACUUUUUACUGGGGUGAAUCAUACAUUAGAACGAUUAGAUGUGGAAGAAGCAAGUAAAAUUUCUAGAAACGCCUGUGUUUCUCCUUGUUCCUUAAUCCUAGCAUUAUUGUACUUAGAAAAAUUAAAAGAUUGUAAUCCUGAAUAUCUUCAACAAGUGGCACCUUCUAAACUAUUUCUUGUUUCUUUAAUGGUAGCUACUAAAUUCUUGAACGAUGAUGGAGAAGAAGAUCAAGUUUUUAAUACAGAAUGGGCAUUGUCAAGCAAUUUAACCAUAUUGCAGAUAAAUCAAUUGGAAAAGGAGUUUUUAAAUGCUAUUGAUUGGUCUGUAUAUGUCCAAAAUCAAGAUUUUUGGAAAAGGCUACAAAAACUAGAAAAAGAUAUUGCUUAUAAAGAAGCUCAAAAACGAGGAUGGUUUUCUUACACAGAAUUAAGUUGUCUUAUGGAUUCCGUUCAACUACUAGCUCUUGUUUAUGAAUUUAUAAAUAUAUCAUCUGUAUGUUUAGUAGCAUAUGCUAUUGGAGUAGUCACUAUUUUGGGAUCUGCUAUAGUUACAAGUCAUUUGCCUGGUACACAUCUUAGUUCAACGGUAUUGAGAAAUACUGAAAAUAUAACAAACAUAAGCAUAGAUACAGAGAUAGAGAAAGAAAGGAUAAAUCAAGAUAUUGAGAUACCUGAUAUAUUUACAACGAUGGAUUUUACACAUGCUACAAAGUCUGAUAAAAUAUGUGAAAAAAAUGAAGUAGUAAGCAUAUCUUGGAAAUGUUGGAUACAUUCUAUGGCUACUUGGCUUCCUGAAGAUACAUAUUUGAAAUCUCAACCAAUGAACCAAUUACACUUUACAGAUUAUAUUACAUUUUCUACUAUAAGUAAAUUUAUACUCGAUACUAAUUCUUCUACGGAAUUAAUUCUACAAUGAAAAAGA